This is a messenger RNA of Osmerus eperlanus (European smelt), 1913 nucleotides long. RefSeq names its product regulator of G protein signaling 9 binding protein (gene rgs9bp). The transcript has 3 exons. Gene Ontology annotation, biological process: G protein-coupled receptor signaling pathway. Lineage: Eukaryota; Metazoa; Chordata; Actinopteri; Osmeriformes; Osmeridae. The record is from RefSeq and is a predicted model, not a curated record. Gene Ontology annotation, cellular component: neuron projection. The coding region runs from base 358 to 1125 and encodes 255 amino acids.
AAGGGGUCAAUCGCUGGAUUAUCACUCAUACUUAGGACUUAGCUCUAGUAUCCCAUGCACUCUUUUUUAUCACCUGCAAAUCUUUUAUACAUCCAUAUUUUUGGUGGGAAUAAUUACGAAAGGAUCUUAUUGGAAAACAUUAAUGUGUGCCAUCUUUGAGUUUACAAGUGUUUGGUGAAAAGUUAUGCAGUAGAACUUGUAGUGUUCAAAUAGUAGACGAGCAAUGGGCUUCUCUCUGUCCUGACCACGGAGCAACAACUGAGGGGUCCAGCUUGAUAGUGAGAGGAAAACUGGUGGUUUGAAGAGCAGGUGGGCUUUCCUUUCCCCUGCAGUGACGGAGCUUGUCAAUCAGCCCAAAUGCCUCUUUUAAACAACAAAGUGGGUGAUGAUGGCACUGCCAGAACACCAGAUACCUUGGAAGAAGGGAAAGCUCUUGUUGAGUCAUUGAUUAAGGUGGUGGCGUGUUAUCGGCACCUGGCUUCAUGUGUGGGCGGGAGCACAGACGAAUUGAAACUGCGAGAAGAGUUGAGGCAAACGAGAGAGAAGGCCCAAAAUCUCAGUGUGGCAAACCGUCAGCAUCUCACAGCACGACUACGGGACAAAAGUCUGACCCCAGAGGAGCGAAUGGAGAUGGAGCUGUUAUGGGUGGCUUUCUCCUCCAGUCUGGAACUCCUCUAUGCUGACAUGUGUAAAGUCUGUAACAUGGGUAACAUCUUUCCCCUAUCCAAAAGCAAUGCCUUAGUGCAGACUGGCAUUCAAGGAGAGACCGCUGGGGUGGCAGCUCGGGCACUCAGUCUUCCAGACUUAACCGAUUCCAAGGUCCCUGAGAACGUGGAGGAAGUGGAACAAAGCCAGUUGGAGGAGGAGAUAUCCCGGGUGGACCUCAUGAUUGAGGACAUGGAGCUGAAGGUCAACGUUCUUCGCUGGACGGUGGAGCCACGUGGACCAAAGUACACCGACCCAGUCAGCUCUGACAGCGCCUCGCUGACCAUGUUCUCUGUAGAUGAAGAGGAUCCUGGCCACCAGCGCCUCUGCCAGCCCAGCCAGAUCUUUAUAUUGUUGUUGCUGUGUGGUGUCGCUGUGGUAGCAGCCGUGUUGUCUGUCUGCGUGGUCUAUUUCUCCUGAGGAUCAUCACAAAGUGAUCACAUCAUUUCUACAGUAUAAGCCUCAAAAGGCUGUGUGUGUGAACCAUAUACUGCCAUAAAUAGCAAAGGGUACUGUAUACACCAAUUUAACAACUCCUUAAGUCCCACAGGGUGGCAUACGAUCCAUAGAACCUUUUCUAUUUUAGCUUUUUUCAAUGCAUUUUGCACACUGUUCGACCAAUUCUGCUGAAAUUGUGCAUGCCAACAGGAAUGCUUGUUGUGAUGAUGUAACACGUUACAUUGUCAGCCAGAUCGACCACCUGCUAGAGCUGCUCAAAUGAGAGGGACACCAAUCUAACUCCUGCACCUCUGCAGAGUUAAUGCUCUAGAGUAAUGACUUCACUUAAGACUUGUCGCUUACUUGUAUGUACUUUGCUUCUUGAGUCGUUUAAUUCUCUCAUGAUAUGAUUUUGUAGAAGAGAUACAGUAUCCCUGUACUUUUCUAAAUCUGCAUCUGUUCAAUUUCUGUCUGGCACUUAGAGGCAUUUCUCAUAUCUACAUAAAUAUUAAAUAAUGUAGAUAUGUUUUUGCAAGGCAAAGCACUUUUUUCUAUGUAUAGUCAUGGUUUCAUUGACAAUUCAAUGUGUUAGGGUAACACAGCCAACUGAGUACUUAGGGGACUACACUGUACAGUUUACACAAGAUGACAUACGUUUAAUUGUAACACUUAAAAAAAAAAAAUCUGAAUAGCAACAAUGGACAAUUGUUAGAGUAUACAUACAAACAUGCAUAUUAACUGUUGUGAAUAUUAAAUCAGUAGGUUUUGAA